AUGGAUUCCUGGACCGCCCACACGCCGUCGCCCAACCUGAAGUUUGAGAGCUCGCCCACCGAGUCUCUGCUCUCGACACCGAGCGAGAUGUACCCGUCUUUGUUUGGCACCGAUUCCUCCUCGGCCGUCAACCCCCUCGAGAUGAUGACGCCGAGGUCGUACUCCGAAGACCCUCAGUCCGACGCAUCCGUCCUUGCCGGCAUGACUCCCGCACCCGAGACGCCUUCGGCCUCGGGCCCCGGCUCGGAGAAGAAGCAGACUAAGAAGAGGAAGUCGUGGGGUCAGGUGCUCCCAGAGCCUAAGACCAAUCUACCUCCUAGAAAACGCGCCAAGACCGAGGACGAGAAGGAGCAGCGCCGUGUUGAGCGCGUCCUGCGUAACCGGAGAGCCGCCCAGUCGUCCCGAGAGCGGAAGCGGCAGGAGGUAGAAGGCCUGGAACAGCAGAACAAACAACUCCAAACACUUCUCCACCAAGCCCAGCAAACCAACUUGGCCCUGAUCGAGGAGCUGAAGAAGUUCCAGCGUAGCUCGGGCGUCGCUCUUCGCCCAUCACCCGUCACGUUUUCACACGAGCUCUUCAGCUCUCAAGAUGGCCACAGCAUCCCGGUCGGUGAAGCAAGCUCUUUGGAACAUCUCCUCACCACCAUCCCGGCCAACACCACGGUGAACCCCGCAUCCCUGUCUCCCACCCUUACCCCCGUCCCCGAGGCCGAGGAAGAAGAAGAUGAGGCAGCUACAGCGGCAACCCCUCUGGCAGACAACACCAGCUCAAUGAAGGAGCAUGCUUCCCCCGACGCGACACAACAUCCUGCUGCGAUGUUGUGCGAUGACCUGCAGUGUCGGUCGGCGGGAGCAGCUCCUUCGGCGUGGCUGGCGACGUCCCAGCAACAUGAUGCUUUCUCUAUGUCAGCGCCCUUUGACUCAGAUCGCUAUGUCAUUGAAAGCGGGCUUCUCGCUUCCCCCAACUCCAUCGAUCUUGAAUACGAUUAUAUGGCUGGUGACGACGCCUCAGCCUUCCCGUUCUCGAACGACUUCGACAUCAACGACUUCCUGGCCGACGACAGCGCCAGCAACGAGCAGCAGACGCAGCACCAAUCCUACGGCUGCGCGGCCGCAGACUCGUCCUUCCACAACCCUAAGACUGAGGUCUCUUCGGAAGAUCCUUACCUGCAGCCCCACUCUGGCGCGUCCCCUGAUGGAUGCGACGAUGGAGGCAUUGCGGUUGGUGUCAUCUGA
Lasiosphaeria miniovina is the source of this 1236-nucleotide messenger RNA. RefSeq lists its product as uncharacterized. Gene Ontology annotation, molecular function: DNA-binding transcription factor activity, RNA polymerase II-specific. The coding region runs from base 1 to 1236 and encodes 411 amino acids. The transcript has 3 exons. NCBI's taxonomy places the organism in Eukaryota, Fungi, Ascomycota, Sordariomycetes, Sordariales, Lasiosphaeriaceae. The record is from RefSeq and is a predicted model, not a curated record. Gene Ontology annotation, biological process: positive regulation of transcription by RNA polymerase II.